AAAUAAAGUCACGUGAUUUCGGAAAGCGGAAGUUGUCGUACGCCAUUGUUUUGUUUGUGAUAGACUAUUUCUUUGACUGUACAAAAUUAUAUUUCAUAGCUCUUUUUUUGAGUUUCCCAAUGUCCGGUCAAGGUACUUUACAGAAAGCCAUUGAGCUAGUUACAAAAGCAACAGAAGAGGAUAAGAAAAAAAACUAUGAAGAAGCUCUAAAGUGCUAUGAGCAUGCUGUUGAAUAUUUUCUCCAUGCAAUAAAAUAUGAAGCAACCAGUGAUAAAGCAAAAGAAAGUAUACGAAGUAAAUGCACACAAUAUUUAGAUAGAGCUGAAAAGUUAAAACAGUAUCUUAAUAAAAAAGAUAAGAAAAAGCCAGUUUUAGAUGGGGGAAACCCAAAAAAAUCUUCACCAGAUGACAAAUCAAGUGAUGAAGAGGAAGAUGGGAAAGACCCGGAUAAGAAGAAAUUUGAGGCUCAAUUAACGGGGGCCAUUGUUAUGGAAAGUCCAAAUGUAAAAUGGGAAGAUGUUGCUGGACUAGAAGUUGCUAAAGAGUCUCUUAAAGAAGCAGUUAUAUUGCCUGUCAAAUUUCCUCAUUUGUUUACUGGUAAAAGAAAACCAUGGAAAGGAAUUCUACUUUUUGGGCCCCCAGGUACAGGCAAAUCCUAUUUAGCAAAGGCUGUGGCUACAGAGGCCAACAACUCCAAGUUUUUCACUGUUUCGUCGUCAGAUUUAGUUUCCAAGUGGUUGGGAGAGAGUGAGAAGUUAGUGAAAACACUAUUCCAUCUGGCCAGAGAACACAGACCAGCCAUCAUCUUUAUAGAUGAAGUUGACGCCUUGUGUGGCUCUAGGAGUGAGAAUGAAUCAGAAUCAGCAAGACGUAUAAAAACUGAAUUUUUAGUUCAAAUGCAAGGUGUGGGUAAUGACAAUGAUGGGAUUUUAGUGCUUGGAGCUACAAAUAUUCCGUGGGCAUUAGACUCUGCCAUCCGAAGAAGGUUUGAGAAGAGAAUCUACAUCCCAUUGCCAGAAGCCCCAGCAAGAGCUGAAAUGUUUAAACUUCACCUUGGCUCUACCCCUCAUUCUUUGACUGAGGAGGAUAUUAGAGAACUCGGCCAAAGAACAGAAGGCUACUCAGGUGCUGAUAUCAGUGUUGUUGUGAGAGAUGCCCUGAUGAUGCCUGUUAGAAAAGUUCAAACUGCCACACAUUUCAGAAAGGUGAGGGGACCCUGCAGGAACAACCCAAGUGUUACAGUUGAUGACUUGUUAACCCCAUGCUCACCAGGUGCUCCAGGUGCCAUAGAGAUGAGCUGGAUGGAUGUACCUGGAGAUAAGCUGCUGGAACCUAUUGUAUCAAAGACUGACAUGCUGAUGGCUAUUAGCAGUUCAAAGCCAACUGUAAACAGUGAUGAUUUAAAGCGACUACAAAAAUUCACAGAUGAUUUUGGCAUGGAAGGUUGACACACCUGGCUAGUACAUUUGGGGGGAGAGGACUGAAAUCAUAAAAUCACACAAGAAUACAAAAGCCUGUUCUAAGGUUACUGAGGCUCUGGACUAUAAAUUAGCUAUCAGUAAAACAUCACAUAGGAUCUGCUAGGAGUAGCCUGUCUUUUUUUUCCUGUUCUUUUUUUGAUGGAUGACUAUGAGGUAUGACUCUCAUGCAAUGACUGUUUUGCCUUUGUUCAAAUAUAUCAAGUAGUUCUGGACUGUUAUUUGUAUGUUCUAUUGAAAAAAAUUUUUUUAGAUUAAAAUUAUUACAGGCUUUAUUUUUAAAAGUGGUAUAUUGUGUCUAAUCUAAGGAAUAAUUAUAGUGUAUACAUAUAACUUUUAAAAAUGUAAAAUUUCAAUACAUAUUCAAAGACUUGGAAGGGGAUAUUUAAUUUUGAGAUGUAAAAAUAUUGUGUGAUGUGGACAGUCUGAGUUUGUUAUAUUUUAAUAAGCUAGUAAUGUUAUUUAUCUAACAUAUUAGUAAUGAUUAAUAUGAUUAUCAUUAGUUGAGAUUUCAACUUUUUGCUGAUUAGUAAAAAAAAAUACGAUUUUCACUAUUCACAUCAAACACUAAAGACGUGCCGAUCAUGCAACUAUAUUCUGUAUCAACGUUUUAUUUUGUAUGUCUGUGAUACCCAUCAUUCUUCUUGUGCUUGUUUUUGUGAAGUCUGUGUCUUGAAUCAAAUCGUUUGUACAUUUUUUAAAGAAAAUAGUGCAUCCAUGUGUUACUUGGAUGCAGUUAAUCCAUCAACUUUGAAGAGGAUUCAUAAUUCUGAUGUGAAUGUUUUCUAGUGAAUAAACCAUCACUGAACACAGUUUUAAAUUGUUAUUUAAAUUAAAUGUUAUGUGUAAUUCAACGUCUUAAAUUAGUGUUUUCUCUCAAUACAAACGUAAUUUUGUUUUCUACCCAAGUUUCUAGACGGGUAUGAAAUAAAUUCUUUGAAAUCAAAAUACUGAUGUUUUGUGUUUUGCUAAUCAAUGAAUAUGGAAUGAGAGAAAAUGAAAAUAAUUGUUCCUUGGGCAAAGAAAAUAUAAAACAACAAUUUUGUGGUAAUUAAAUAGUUUUACACAAAAAUGA
Physella acuta is the source of this 2553-nucleotide messenger RNA. RefSeq names its product vacuolar protein sorting-associated protein 4A. Gene Ontology annotation, molecular function: ATP hydrolysis activity; ATP binding. Gene Ontology annotation, biological process: vacuole organization; endosomal transport. The record is from RefSeq and is a predicted model, not a curated record. Lineage: Eukaryota; Metazoa; Mollusca; Gastropoda; Physidae.